Molecule: messenger RNA, 6731 nt
Organism: Ictalurus punctatus (channel catfish)
Lineage: Eukaryota; Metazoa; Chordata; Actinopteri; Siluriformes; Ictaluridae
Gene: gripap1
Product: GRIP1 associated protein 1
Exons: 28
Coding region: 194-2806 (870 amino acids)
Biological process (GO): regulation of recycling endosome localization within postsynapse; regulation of neurotransmitter receptor transport, endosome to postsynaptic membrane; neurotransmitter receptor transport, endosome to postsynaptic membrane
Cellular component (GO): glutamatergic synapse; extrinsic component of postsynaptic early endosome membrane; postsynaptic recycling endosome
Source: RefSeq, a predicted model, not a curated record
GUAUCUGAAGCCUCUCAAAAGCCCCUGUAUUGACUGACCAAUAGUGUCUGAAUCCCAAAUGGGGCACAUAGUACACUACGUAAUGUGUAACUAAAAAUCAGGCAUUAGUGUACCUACAUAGUGCACACAUACAGGAAGUAUGUAGUGAUUCAGGAUUGGAUCGGUGAAGCAGUUUCGGUGCGCUUGGGCGAAGAUGGCGCAAGCACUAUCAGAAGAGGAGUUUCACCGUAUGCAGGCUCAGCUUCUGGAGCUGCGAACGCAGAACUACCAGCUCUCAGAUGACCUGCGAAAGAACGCUGCAGAGCUCAACAAUGUCCGCCAGAAGACCUUGACCUUGGAGAAAGAUUACCUCAAAGCACAGAAGGCACUUAAUAAGAGCAAGAAAGCUCAGGAGGUGGAUGCGUUGCUGAGUGAAAAUGAGAUGCUUCAGGGCAAACUGCACAGUCAGGAGGAUGAUUUCAGACUGCAGAACAGCACCCUCAUGCAAGAGCUGUCCAAGUUAUGUUCCCAGAUCGAGCAGCUGGAGGCUGAGAAUCAGGGCUUGCGGGAGGGGAGGGGCCUCCAAGCUCACGCCCCUGGCCCUGUGUCCGGCCCGACAGAUGGAGAGCUUCUGCGCCUACAGGCUGAAAACUCCGCCCUGCAGAAGAAACUGGCAGCUCUUCAGGACAGCGAGCAAAACCGCACGCGUGGAGUGGAUGACGGGAAAGAGGCAGCGAUUGACGCCAAUGGUGUCAGCGACCAGCUGCACACAGAUGCUGCUCGCUCCAGUGAUGACAUGGCAGCUGCUUUAGCCAAUGACAGACUGGAGCAGGCAAAAAGUGUCCGUCUGGAGCAAAGAGUAAACGAGCUAAGCGAGGUGGAGCUGAAGCUUCAGACAGAGAUGGAAGAGAAGCGAUUACUGAAAGAGCAGCUACAGGCCCUGGAGGCAUCCAAACAAGCUGAACUCGCAAAACUUCAAGAAGAGUGUGCUAAGCUCUCUGACAAGUUAAAGAAAAAACAGGAGAGCUUCCUGCAGCUCCAGGGGGAAAAAGAGGCUCUCUACCACGACAGCAGGACGAAAAUAGACGAGAUCCAGCAGCGCCGAGAGGAGGAGCUGAAAUCCAUAAACCUGCGCGUGCAGAAACUACAGUCUGAUUUAAUGAACGCUAACCAGAAUGUUGCUGAGCUAAAGGAGCAGUUGCAGAGCAAGCAGAAAGUGCACGAGAUGGCUCUCCAUGAACUCAAAGAUCAGGUAGCGUGUCAGAGCGCGGUCAGUCAGGAGCAGGUGGAGGGCAUGCUGAGUGAGAAUGAGGCUCUCAGGACUAACCUAGCCGCCCUAGAACAGAUCCAGACAGUGAAGACUCAGGAGCUGAACCUCCUCAGGGAGCAGAGCAUGGCGCUGAACGUGGAGCUGCAGCAGAGACGCAGUGAGCAGGAGAGCUUACUGGCGCAGAAAGAUGACCUCAGCUCUCAGCUACAGGAGUCAAACCGAGCCAGUAGUAGACUACUGGAACAGAUCUCCGAACUGGGUCUGGAGAAGGAUAAGCUGCAGCAAGAUCUGGAAGAAGCCAGGAAGACUGCAGACAAGCGCAAAGCCAUGCUGGACGAGCUGGCCAUCGAGAUGGCGCAGGAGAAGUCGAGACACAAAGAGGAGCUGAGCGACCUGCGACUCCAGCAUGAGAAAGAGGUGCUGUGCAUCCGGGCACGCUACGAGAAAGAGCUCCGCGGCCUCCACGAAGAAAAGAGCCGCACGGAGGAGGAGAUCCGCUCCCAGCUACGAGACGAGAAGGCUCGCAAUAAGGAGCUGGAGGGUCUGCAGCAGAGUGUGGAAGAGCUGCAGGCUCAGUUGCAGUCCAUGGAGGGAACCAAGGGAUGGUUCGAGCGCAGGCUGAGAGAGGCCGAGGAGAUAAUCGAGAAGAACAGACUGGAGCACACAGGGGAGAUGGAGAGACUGCAGAGAGAACAAGCCGUCCAGCUUGAGGGGAAAUCGGGAGAGAUCGAGGCCGUGAAACAGCAGAUCACCACCAUGGACAAGGAGAGAGAGGAGCUCAAUAACACCAUCGCUAAACUCAAACAGGAGAUUAGAGACACUGUAGAUGAACAGCGGAUUCUGGAGAAGAAAGGCAGUUCAGCGCUGAAAGACUUGAAGCGGCAGCUCCAUCUGGAGCGCAAAAGAGCGGACAAGUUGCAGGAGAGGCUACAAGAAAUCCUGACCAACUCCAAGACCAGGACAGGUCUGGAGGAGCUGGUGUUGUCCGAGAUCAGUUCUCCGUGUCGGACCCAGCAGACAGGAGACAGCAGCAGCGUCUCGUCCUUCAGCUACAGAGAGAUGAUGAAGGAAGGAGCAUCGGCACAGACCACCAAUAAGUCCAACACCAGCAGUCCUCAAUCCCAAAGACCAGCUGACCUCUCUGACGACGAGGUCAACGAACUCUUCCAGAGGCUGGCUGAGGUGCAGCAGGAAAAGUGGCUGCUGGAAGAGAAGGUGAAACACUUGGAGGUCAGCUGCUCCUCUAUGGCCGACGACAUCUGCAAGAAGAGUGCCAUCAUAGAGACUUACGUCAUGGACAGCAGGAGAGAUGGAGGAGGAGCUGCAUCUCAUGCUGCUCACCAGGGAGAGAGGGGAGGUCUGAGUUCGGUGCUCCGGGAUCUGGUCAAGCCUGGAGACGAGAACCUGCGGGAGAUGAACAAGAAGCUGCAGAACAUGCUGGAGGAACAGCUCACCAAGAACAUGCAUCUACAGAAGGAUCUGGAGUUGUUAUCUCAGGAGCUUGUGCGUUUCAGUAAAGGCACCGAUCCUGCGCAAGAUCCCAAGGCCACGGGCUAACGUGAAUAAAACAAAAAAAAAACAACAACCAAGCUGCGCCUCUCGGUCUGAUCGCCCUCGGCGACAGAGAGAUGCCGCACCUUCAUACCACACAGACUGGAUGACUGGAUCGAGUCCGCGCAGAAGAGGAAUAAGAGCGCGAUCACUCGCAAGUCCUCAACUGCUGAAUGUACUUAACACUGUAACACUUUGCGUGUCGUCUACACAGAGCAGGGCGGCGUCUUCCUAGCUGACCCAGAAUGCUUUGCGUGUCGCGUCCAUGAACCGUGCCGAACGGGCUUCGUGUCAAACCUCCGCCAACCCCUACAAGCUCGAGAGGGUUUUUCUGUUCAGACUUUCUGCUUCACAACAACAGCAGCUUCCUGUUUCCUCUUUGCGUCACAUGUGUAAAUAUGAAGAUAGGAGCGGUAAAAUUAGUAAUAGAUUAGUUCCAGACAAUUAUAGGAUGUAUAGUAGUAGCUGGUAAGAAGCGAGUGUUGCGAGGAGAGCCGUGGUGCUCGUUAAGGCUCACGAGUUCGACUAGGAUCGUUACGUCUGCUGUUCGUUAUGGCGACAUAAUAGUCGUCGGAGCGUUUUGGGCGUCGGCUGGGAGCGCUGCUGUGAGGUAAAUCGACCCCACGGGUUCUCCUCGUUAACCCACCGCCCCUCUGCUUCCCCGCCUCGCUGCUUGCUCGUCGUUUGAUCUGUUUUUAGCCUAGCAGGAGAGUCCUCUCAUCUCGCACCAAGUGCAGUCCCAAAUGCCUGAAUGUUGAUGAAUGACGUCAUUCCACUUACACAUAUCAAAGCUUUUACUUGGCGUCUGUUUUGAUUGGGAAUUUAUUAUUUUUUGGACACUACAGAUUGAGCUGAGCUUAAACCUUACGCUCUUUUCAAAUAAUUUAGACCAAGAACCUGUCGGAGAUUUCCUGUGUAUGUCCAUGUCUUGCUCUGCGUGUACGUGUGUGUGUAUAAAUGCUUGCACUGACAUCAUGGUCUUCAGUAACGUGUCGUCACCCCCACCCCCACCCCCACCCCCACCCUAUUGCUCAUUCUGUAUAAACAUUGAAUUGUUGUGAAUUUUUAAGAACUGUAAUCCUGACCAAAACGCUAUGAGGUGGUUCAUCAUAGGGCAAAUAUGGAUGGUUUGAUAUUAAAGAAAUUCUCCUGCACUUUUUGACUUUUUCAAUCUCUGUCCUCUGCUUCUGUCGUGCAUGUGUGAUUACCACGGAACAAAACCGGAACCUGUUUACUCACAGCUCACUCGCGUGCCCGUCACGUCAUGCUAACCCGGACGUACAGUUAACCCCAGCCUAAGAGCGGCAGGUACGUCGAGUCGAAUCAAAACCUUUUGUGAAAUUAGAGAAACCCGUACAUUUAAACUCAUGGUCGCGAAAGUAAAAAACAAAAUGUACCACUGGUCCAUUGUUCUCAAAACCCCCUUUUACUGCAUCCUUGAACCCGAUGCGCUUCUGACACCUGCUUGCAAUAAACGAAGCGUAAUUUAGCUCAGAAGUACGAGGAGUUAAUCCCGUGCGCCGACUUGACUUCACGUAUCCGCGGUCUCCGUCCUUUCCAAAUAAUCUCUCUGGGGAUGAAGCGUCGUGUUCGCGUCCUCGAGAAAAAUGUCUUCGGCGAACGCUUCGGCUCCGAGCUGUGGCGUUCUCUCGCUGCACGUAAAGAUAUUGUUCUUUGAGUUUGACCAUCGCUGAAGCGGUUAAAGCGAGGUGAGUGAGUUGUUCGUGUUUUAGCGUUAGACUUAUAUAGCUUAUUAUAGUUUUUAUGCUCUACUGUGCUCUGAUUGGCUUACAUCAGAAGGGGGGCGGGGACGUUGGGACAGCAUCGAGGUGCUUCACAACACAGACAUAUAUGAAGUGUUAUGUUUAUGCAAACAUUUCAGUCGAAGGUUUCUUUGGGAACGUCAAUAAGGAGUAGAGCUUUUCUUGGUUUAUGGAUGAGCGAAAUAAAAAAAGGAAAAAAAGGGAGGGCCGGGUGGGUGGGUUUUGGGGGCGGGUCCGUCGUUUUAUCAACAGCUGACUGAAUCAGCGUGGCUACUGUAAAUGAACCACUGAUUUGCCUAUGCUAGUGAUUUGCCCACUCCUGACAAAGUGCAUUCCAAAUACACGACUAUAUCGUGAAGGAUACGACCCUGACACUGCUUUAUACUCGGAUUACUAACAGUGUUAAUUAGGAAGAGACAGACUUUAUUCCCCAGACUUCAGUCACCGCUGCAGUAAACAGUCUUAUUUAUCCUUAUUUUCCUGAAAGUUUUGCCUUCUCUCUCUCACUCCUUCUCCCUCACUCUCUCUCUCUCACUCUCUCUCCUUCUCCCUCCCUCUCUCUCUCUCUCUCUCUCUCUCUCACUCUCUCUUACUCUCUCCUUCUCCCUCUCUCGCUCUCUCUCCUUCUCCCUCUCUCUCUCACACACUCUCUCUCACUCACUCUCUCUCUCUCUCUCCUUCUCCCUCUCUCUCACACUCUCUCUCUCACUCACUCUUACUCUCUCUCUCUCCUUCUCCCUCUCUCUCACACUCUCUCUCUCACUCACUCUUACUCUCUCUCUCUCCUUCUCUCUCCUUCUCCCUCUAUCUCUCUCUCACUCACUCUUUUCUCCCUCACUCUCUCUCUCACUCUCUCUCCUUGUCCCGCUCUCUCUCUCUCUCUCCUUGUCCCUCUCUCUCUCUCUCUCUCUCUCUCUCUCACUCUCUCUCUCACUCUCUCUCCUUGUCCCUCUCUCUCUUUCACUCUCUCUCCUUGUCCCUCUCUCUCUCUCACUCCUUGUCCCUCUCUCUCUCUCACUCUCUCUCCUUGUCCCUCUCUCUCUCUCUCUCUCUCUCUCUCUCUCCUUGUCCCUCUCUCUUUCGCACACCCUCUCUCUCUCUCUUUCUCUCUCUCACUCUCUCCUUCUCCCUCUCUCUCUCUCAUACUCUCUCUCUCUCACUCUCUCUCACUAUCUCUCUCUCUCCCUCCACCAGCUGGAAGCUCAAGUGUGUGAAAGGUUUAAAUGUCACAAAUUUAGAGCUGUUUAUAAUUUGUAAAUACACUGACUGAACAAUUCCCGAAAGGGUCAGAAAUGAUACGUUGACGAAACGGAACAGACUCUGUCUGACUUUAUGUACGAGUGAGAUUUGAGUAAACUGAUUUUAAAAAUAAUAAUAAUAAUAAUAAAUUCCCUCAGGGGGAAACGAGAAAUCACACAUGUAUUACAGAUGCGAAAGAUGGAGAGUAAGAUGAAAAACACGAGCCCAUUCCUCUAAAAGGUUCAGUCUGAACUGUAUUGAUCAUGCUAGUGAAUAAGUGGAGGACGUGUGUGUGUGUGUGUGUGUGUGUGUGUGUUUAAGUGUUUAGCGGUAAAUCUUGUAGUGUUUAUUUAUUUGGAUUUAUUCACUUGCUUAAACAGUCGGUCCAUAAUAAGAUUUCAGCGAUCACUAAUAUGUUGUAUAUUUAAAAUUAGGUGCUUUGUAAGAAUAACUACAUGCCUAAUAUAAUAUACUUUUAUUCUCUCGUUUGAUUUGGUAUUGUUUGUACGUAAUCAUUCGCAUGUUGUGAUGUUUUAGAUUUCUUCCUUGGACACUACUUCAAACAGCCGUUUUUAGGGUGUGACGGUGAACGGUGACAUGACCGGCGCUUUGCUGUGAGGACCUUCACCUUUGAACAGAGUGAUUCUUUUGCAUUAUCUUAAAGAACAUAUUUCUUUUCAGGUUUUUUUUUUUUUUUUUUUUUUUAAUUUUUAAUUUUAAUUUCUACGCUGAAUAUCUGUCGAAUAUCUCGGCUCAGCAGGAACAUGGCUGCUAAUUAGGAAUCUUAAAGCAGGAUGUCAGUGCUCAGUCAGAAUUUCCCCUCAGACCUUCUUGUUAUUUAUUCGUUCAUGUUUGUCGGCUGUCAUGUUCGGCGAAGAGCCUGAUUUCUUGACGUCUUGCAGCGUUAAUAAAGAAUGGCUGGAAACGAA